This is a messenger RNA of Miscanthus lutarioriparius, 765 nucleotides long. NCBI's taxonomy places the organism in Eukaryota, Viridiplantae, Streptophyta, Magnoliopsida, Poales, Poaceae. The record is from the annotation of a GenBank genome assembly.
AUGGCAAUAGAUCACGCGACGCCUCUCGGACUCAAGAGCAGAGGCGCCAUGGGAAGCGGAGGCGGUGAGUGCGACGACGCCGCCGAGAACCAGCGGUGGCCGCCGUGGCUGAAGCCGCUGCUGUCCACGAGCUUCUUCGUCCAAUGCAGGAUCCACGCGGACGCGCACAAGAGCGAGUGCAACAUGUACUGCCUCGAUUGCAUGAACGGCGCGCUCUGCUCCCUCUGCCUCGCGCACCACCGCGACCACCACUCCAUCCAGAUACGGAGGUCGUCGUACCACGACGUGAUCCGGGUGUCGGAGAUACAGAAGGUGCUGGACAUCGCCGGCGUGCAGACGUACAUCAUCAACAGCGCGCGCGUGGUGUUCCUCAACGAGCGGCCGCAGCCACGCCCGGGCAAGGGCGUCACCAACACCUGCGAGGUCUGCGAGCGCAGCCUCCUCGACUGCUUCCGCUUCUGCUCCCUCGGGUGCAAGUGGGCACGGCCCGUGGCUACCGUCCCAAGAAGAAGCACGGUGGCGGUGGCGGUGGCGGGCGGCGGCGGCGGCGGUGACAAGAAGAAGAGGGCGGCGCUUAAGGUCAAGGACGUGCGCUCUGACUCGGAGGAUUCGUGCACCAGCACCAGCGGCGCCAGCAGCGUCGUGCAGAGCUUCUGGCCGUCGACCCCGCCGCCGACCUCUGCCAGCCACCGCCGCCCAGGGAACAAGCGCCGGAAGGGCGUGCCGCACCGGUCGCCCUUCGGCAGCCUCAUCGUCGAGUACUAG